This is a messenger RNA of Drosophila yakuba, 1083 nucleotides long. Its product is annotated as DET1- and DDB1-associated protein 1. Gene Ontology annotation, biological process: positive regulation of proteasomal ubiquitin-dependent protein catabolic process. Bases 174 to 503 code for a protein of 109 amino acids. Gene Ontology annotation, cellular component: Cul4-RING E3 ubiquitin ligase complex. The transcript has 2 exons. NCBI's taxonomy places the organism in Eukaryota, Metazoa, Arthropoda, Insecta, Diptera, Drosophilidae. The record is from RefSeq and is a predicted model, not a curated record.
CUGUCAUCGUGCAUUUUGCAAUACUGAUUGUCACCACCCGUAACAAAAACAAAAAUCUCGAACGCAAGGUAAUUUUUUGUAAAUCGCUGCAGAAAAGAAACAUUAAACAAGAAGAUUGUUCUCUUGAAAUAUUGAUUUUCAAUCUUUUUUAAAGUAAGCAACCUAAAAGCAGAAUGUCCGUAAGAGACUUUAUCAAGGGUCUGCCCAUUCACGACUCGAGCAAUUUCACCCACUUAAGCAAUGAGCACGGGAUUCGAACCUCGCAGAAACGGGCCUCCGUCUACCUGCCCACCGAGGACGAGCAUUCCGAGCAGCUGAUCGUAAUGGACAAGCGAUGUGUCCUGCUGCGCUACCUCACACAGCAGUGGGACAAGAAGACGCUUCAGCGGAAGAGGGAGCACGGCGGCGAGUCGGGAAACGGCAACGGCAACAGCUCCACUCCCAACGGCAAUAGCACCAACAGCAAAAAGCGCCCACGCUUAGAUCCCAACGAGCUAAAUUGAACGGCAGGACCACAACCCAAGCUCACGAUGGACAUCCCACACUGCACUCACAACCCUGAGCUUCGCCAGCACGAGCCACCCUUCAUUUACACUCAUAUAUAUUAAAUGAAAUACACUUAGUACAAAGGAGUUGCAGUCGAACAGUCCUUUCAUAGUUUUGUAACCCGUUUUUUAUCUGUAUAAAUACCUGGCCUUCGUUUUAAUUUGAGGUGUACCCAAAUUAUCACAGCUAAAUGCUGUUUUCCUGGCCAACUAUUUGAAUACCUCUUUUUUUUGCUAAAAAGGAACAUCAACCGUAUAAAAAGUUGAAUAAAACAUUUUGUUAAUUUUGUUACUGCUAGUUCAUGAACCAUGGUAUUUUUUUCAAUUCUUUGUACUCAUCUUAAACAUCUCCAGAAGUUUGUAAUUUAAAAUGUAAUGUGUAGCUAAUCUGCCUAACCAACUAUGUCCACUAUUAUUGUAAAGCCUACAGUUAAGAGACAAACGUUUUGGGCGAUGGAAGAUCGACUGCAUUCCAGUACAACACAUUUAUAAUAGCACAUACUGUGAGUUCCAAUAGAUUUACUUUUGAUGACAACAA